AUGUCCGGGACGCCUUUGGUUCGUCCAGGAGGUCAACCUCAACUCGAUUAUGGAGCCGUACUACCCUCACAGCCAACAACCACUCGAACGACCCCGGACUCUGGGUUGGGCGCUGAUGACCAAAUGAGACAUCAGGAACGUCGUGUUCCCCCACCAGGAUUCGCUCAUCCACCGCCGCAGUACCUUCCACAAGAUGGUGCUGUAAUGGGACCACAUCAACAGUCAGGUCCUGGCGUUUUUGGUACGUUGGUUCAUGCGAUCGAUUUUAAACGUUUACUGUAUGGGCAAUGUGAUGGAAACUUCGAUAAGGAAAAGAGAUGGUCCCAGUUGCAGGUCACGUAUGACGGUCCUUCGUCGUUUCAUCGCGGUAUGCGAUACGAAAACGACUCCUCCAUGAUGAGUGGCGAGCCAAUAAUGUUUAGUCGGAUCCAUCCUGGCAAUGGAAACCCUGCCUAUAAUGGGCCGCCUAUGCAACAAGAUCCUCAGCAGCAACAAGCUCCACAGCAAAUGAACCAGCCCCCACAAGCAAUGAUAACCGUUCAACAACGCGGUGGUGGCCAGUUCAUCAUGCCUGUGCCGCAUCCGCAGAUGGUGGCUCCCCAAUACAUUGGGCAACAAGUCGUCCCUGCUGGUAUGCAUUAUCCUCCGGCAGGGAUGUAUAUGCAACCAACAGUUCGGCCGGCUGUAUUUGUUCCUCGGGCGGAGGUUGGCUAUGCUCCUGUGGAACCGUCACAACAUGUAAUGGUUCCAAUGCCAUUUGUAGUACACCACAUGCCCCCGAACCAAGCUUCUAAUGACCAAGCACCGGCGCCAUACCAACAAGGCGUCGUGGAGCAACAACCGCCAAUGGCUAUGGAACAGUUUAGUGAACCCGAGUUUGGGUCCGGCAUAGCACCUGUACAGCCUGUGCGACCGAUGAGCAUGCCUCCGGGAAUGCCGACUGGAAUGCAGCCAAUGAUGGGAAUGAUGCCACCACAACAGCCAACACAUGAAUCUCGCAGUGCGACAUCGUCGAUCCCGCCGUUGGUCACACCAUCAACCGGUUAUGGUCCAUCGCCUCAUCCUCGCAUGUACGGAUUUCCUCCCAAUGCGAUGGCCCCGCCAUUCAUGAUGACCCCUCAUUUCGGCAUGCCCCAUAUGAUGCAGUCAUCACCAAGUCGAGGGCGUAACUCCCGCACCAGUUCGAACUUCCGUGGCAGCUCGUCAUUCCAACCCAAGAGUAAGCAGAGCAACUCGCCUCAGAGUUUCUCACGGCAAAGCUCCGUGGCUGAAACACCGAAAGACGAAGCAAGAGCUGCUGAAAUGAUAGCCGCUGCCAGUGCGGAGGUUGAGAAGUUGUCGCUGAAAGCAGGUGAAGCCAGCAGACUCGAAGCCGAGACUGUGCAGCAAGAACAAGAAGAAAAGAAGAACGAGCCUGUGGUGGAGGAAGAGGAGAAGAGGGAAGAAAAGACAGAAGCUCCACCGAGAGCUGAGUCACCUUCCGAAGUGAAAUCGUCUCCUGAGUCCGAGGUCACCAAGGAACUUCCUCCGCCCACAGUUGCUGAGACGAAAAAUGAUAAGCGUCCAACAGUUCCGGUGGUUGCUGUGGCCCCCGUGAUGUCGGUGAAGCCCGAGGUUGUGCAGACGAAAGAAAAGGAGCUCAAUGAAGACGAGCUUCCAGAAAAAGAAAAUCUGGAGCUGCGCAUCAAAGAUGCUCCACCAAUGGCCUCCGUCCAGCCGAUGCCGGCCUCAGACACAUCAACAACUCCUGUCAAGAUGGACUGCACAUUCUGUCGUAAUCUUGGUCUGUCUGAGGAGGUCGCUACCUCCCACGUAAUCCGUGCACCAGAUGGAAAGGUUACGUGCCCAGAACUACGCAAACGCUCAUGCAGUCUGUGUGGUGCAACGGGCGAAAAUUCCCACUCUGCCGUUUUUUGCCCGUUGAAAUCACAACAACCAAUGGGUGAGCCGGUGAGCGACACGCCCAGGAUAUCACAUAGUGCCCCUCAGAGACCACCUUCAACGUACAACAAGUCGAUGGGUGGCGAGAGGCGAGGUGGUUACCGUGGCGGCUACGGUGGUCCAGGAGGGCAUAGGGGAGGAUACCAACAAGGUCGCGGUGGUGGCCGAUUCCAAUCGGGAAACCGUCGUUUCAACUAA
This is a messenger RNA of Ostertagia ostertagi, 2139 nucleotides long. Lineage: Eukaryota; Metazoa; Nematoda; Chromadorea; Rhabditida; Trichostrongylidae. The record is from the annotation of a GenBank genome assembly.